Molecule: messenger RNA, 1044 nt
Organism: Rotaria socialis
Lineage: Eukaryota; Metazoa; Rotifera; Eurotatoria; Philodinida; Philodinidae
Source: the annotation of a GenBank genome assembly
AUGGGAAAUACAGUUCGAGCCAAAUUAUUCAAGAUUCGUGAAAAGAAAAAAGCAAAGCAACAUAGCCGUUGGAUCGAUCGACAAAUUCAAAGUGAUUUAACAAAGAAAAAAUCCGAAAUAAAAUGUCUUGUAUCCGGUAUCUAUGGCUCUGGUAAAACAACUCUAAUUCAUCAUAUGGAUUUAAUUUAUAAUCCUAAUUUAUUAAAUGAGGAAAUUCUUGAGUGCAGAAAGCGAAUAUAUAUGGAAGUGUUCCGUUCGUUGAUCGCCAUUAUUCAAGAAAUGAAAAAAGAUCAAUGUCUAAAGCUAAAGUUUUUAUCUUAUUCUUAUCUUCUCGACAAUCUGUUGUGGCAUGCAAACUUAUCUAAUAAUGGUUGUAAACUUCCUUCGGAAAUAUCCAAUGCAUUAAAACGAUUGUGGUCAGAUGUUGAUAUUAAGAUUUGGUACAAACAGCACAAGGAUCGAUUAGACAGUUGUCAUCACUUUUUUCUGAAGAGAUUAAUGGAAAUUCUGAAUGAUAACUAUACCCCCGUGGAACAAGAUAUUCUGCACGCUGGUAACACAACCAAAAACAAUUUGAACGAAGUCAAGUGCCAAUUAGACACAGGAAUUACAAUAUGGCUUAUUGAUGUGUAUACUAAGUUGUCAUACACGUCUAACGCUAACAGAUGGCUCAACUACUUUAUAGAUGCACCAGCAAUUAUUAAUAUAGUUGAUCUCAGUUGCUACGAUCAGGUUGAUCAUGAAAACGGAUACAAUCCCAUGCAAGAAUCCAUUGCUUAUUUCCAUUCAUUAUGUCGUGCACAAUGGCUAAGAGAGUCAACAAUAUUUCUUUGUUUAAACAAAAAAGAUAUAUUCGCUAGCAAGAUCACUCAUUCAAGCUUGAGAGGAUACUCUCCUGAUUAUACCGGCCGUGAUGACUACAAUGAGGCAGCUCAAUAUAUACUAUCGCAAUUCCUUCAGAUGAACACAAACGAACAUAUGUACAACAUCUAUCCUUUAUUUACAUUGGCUAUUGACCCUGAAAGUGUGCGACUUCUGGCGUAA